Molecule: messenger RNA, 651 nt
Organism: Eimeria necatrix
Lineage: Eukaryota; Apicomplexa; Conoidasida; Eucoccidiorida; Eimeriidae
Exons: 1
Coding region: 1-651 (216 amino acids)
Source: RefSeq, a predicted model, not a curated record
AUGCAUCCCCAGCAUGCCCAACAGCAGCAACCGCAGCAGCAGCAGCAGCACCAGCACGCCCAGCAGCAGCAGCAGCAGCAGCACCCCAGGAGCAGCAGCAGCACCCCAGGAGCAGCAGCAGCACGCCCAGGAGCAGCAGCAGCAGCACCCCCGCAGCAGCAGCAGCAGCAGCAGCGCCCCCCGCAGCACCCCGCGCAGCACCCCGCGCCGCAGCAGCAGCAGCAGCAGCAGCAGCAGCAGCAGCAGCAGCAGCAGCAGCAGCUGACCAGCCGCCCCAGCGCUCGACGUCCCACUCCAAAGAGUAGAAGUGAAGAAACUCCAGAAAAAGAUGACUCAGCAGCAAACUGCGCUGCGCCUCAGCAGCAAAGAGGCUGGGCGCCAGGUGUACGUACAGCAGACACAUGCAGAACAGCAGGUAAGACCCCACACCGCCCCGGUAGGUCUCCCCCAGGUUCCGCUGCAGCAGCAAACCGCACGCCAGCAGCAGAAGCUGCAGCAGCAGCAGCGCAGCAGCAGCAGCAGCAGCAGCAGCAGCGAGCGCGGCGAGAAAGGCAGCCGCGGGGGCUGGCUGAGACGGGAGCAGCGGCGACGCGGUGCAGCAGAAGCUGCAGCAAGACGAGCAGCAACGCCUGCAGCAGCCGCUGCAGCUAA